AUGGAGGAGCUCGCAGAGCAUGGCACUUUCUUGCCUUACAAUAUGCAAGGACUGACAGAUGAGCAGAUUGAAGAGCUGAAGUUAAAGGAUGAGUGGGCAGAAAAGUGUGUACCAAGUGGUGGAAGUGUCUUCAAGAAGGAUGUAAUGGGGCGAAGAAAUGGACAUGCUCCAAAUGAAAAAAUGCAGCAAGUUAUAAAGAAGACAAUAGAGGAAGCCAAGGCAUUAAUCUCUAGGAAACAAGUUCAGGCCAAUGUGUGUGUUAAUAUGGAGAUGGUGAAAGAUGCAUUGGAUCAGCUCCGAGGGGCUGUGAUGGUUGUGUAUCCAAUGGGAUUGCCUCCACACGAUCCAGUUAGGAUGGAGUUUGAAGAUAAAGAAGACUUGUCUGGAACUCAUGCUGGACUUGAAGUUAUAAAAGAAUCAGAAGCACAAUUAUGGUGGGCAGGAAAGGAGUUGAAAGAAACAAAGUUGCUCUCUGACUACGUAGGCAAAAAUGAGAAAACAACCAUCAUUGUCAAGAUACAGAAAAAAGGACAAGGAGCCCCAGGGCGUGAACCUCUGAUUAGUCAUGAAGAGCAAAAACAGAUGAUGCUGUAUUACCACAGAAAGCAGGAGGAACUUAAGAAACUGGAAGAGGAUGAUGACGACUCAUUUCUAAAUGCUGAGUGGGCAGACAGCCAGGCUUUGAAAAGGCAGUUUCAUGGUGUAAAAGACAUCAAGUGGGGGCCAAGAUGA
This is a messenger RNA of Chaetura pelagica (chimney swift), 732 nucleotides long. RefSeq names its product chromosome unknown open reading frame, human C21orf59 (gene CFAP298). Bases 1 to 732 code for a protein of 243 amino acids. Gene Ontology annotation, biological process: regulation of cilium movement. The record is from RefSeq and is a predicted model, not a curated record. The transcript is spliced from 6 exons. NCBI's taxonomy places the organism in Eukaryota, Metazoa, Chordata, Aves, Apodiformes, Apodidae.